GAGGGGUUGGUCACAGGUUUCCUCCUCCUGACACUCUUCCAGAGCCACACUUCCUCCGGCACUUUGCUUUGAACGCCGCUCCUUCUCUCCUCCAGAGGUUACAAUGAAUGUUGAACGUGAAAUCAACCUGUUAGUUGAAGAAAUUCGAAGGCUGGGGACCAAAAAUCCUGAUGGGACAUUGAGUGUGAAGUUUGGAGUGCUGUUUGCGGAUGAGAAAUGUGCCAACCUUUUUGAGGCUUUAGUGGGAACCCUGAAAGCUGCAAAACGACGGAAGAUAGUUAAUUAUCCUGGAGAGCUGCUUUUGCAAGGAGUUCAUGACAAUGUUGAUAUCUUGUUAUUGCAGGAUUAGUUACUUUCCUAGCAAAUGGCAUUUUUUAGGUAUCUAUAUGUAACUCAGAUCAAAAUGCAUUUGAUUGAAAGUAUAUCUUCCUAUUUAUCUUUAUAAAAUUAUAUAUAAAACUUCCUUGAAGGCCUAUUAAGAAAUUCUUUUCUGAAACCCUUGCUACAUCAUAGUUUGUUGGACCUUUUGGGCUGGGGGUGGGGGGAAUUUGGGAAUGACAUUCUCAAAUGUAUGAAAUGUUGUUAAACUUUGAGAAUUCCUUACAAAUUAGCAAUAUUAAUAACCUAAACCCUGCUUCAAACUUCCAAAGAUGGGUUUAUGGGGGAUUCUGCAAGAAUCAAAGUUACUAUGGCCAAAUAAAGUAUUCAAGCUGGUAGUUCCAUCUGAAACUGAAUAUUUAAUACGGUCUUUUUAUGCAAUGCUUGAAACAUAGGUUUCUCAUGUGACACUUUCUGAACUGUGAUACUUCAGAGGAACUGUAGAAAAUUAUAAAAGCAAUGGCAGGCAGAGGAAUUCUCUUGCUUUUUUUUUAAUGUAUUCUCAUUAAUGAAGGAGAGCAUGUUACGGAAAUCACUUCAAAGGAGAAAAUAAUUUAAGAGAAAUUUGUCCCUGAUGUGUUAUUUUUGCACUUAAGUUAGUUAUAAAGUGACCAAGACAAAGUGUUUUGUCUUUUAUUAUUACAAGCAUCUCCAGCAAUCGGCAAAUCAGGUAUAAAUUAAAUUCUGAGGAAACAUUCCAAAGGCUAUUUGGAUAUUUUCUUUGGCAGUGCUUCAUUGCUAAAUGGGAGUCUUGCUGUUGAGAAAUUGUCCAUCCAGUUUCGCCUCACACAGAUUUGAGAAUCUCAAAAGACCAUUUUGUCUAACUCAUAGAAUAUUCCUUUUCUCAGGGUGAAGCUAGAAAGAGAAGUGGGAGGACACUCCUCCUAUUCCUCAGAUUCCAGUUUCUCUGUAAGGCUCAUUACUUGACGAUGGUGCCCUUCUGGGGAAUAG
Messenger RNA from Protobothrops mucrosquamatus (brown spotted pit viper), 1329 nucleotides. RefSeq names its product ABRA C-terminal like (gene ABRACL). Lineage: Eukaryota; Metazoa; Chordata; Lepidosauria; Squamata; Viperidae. Gene Ontology annotation, biological process: regulation of actin filament-based process. The coding region runs from base 104 to 349 and encodes 81 amino acids. The record is from RefSeq and is a predicted model, not a curated record. The transcript has 3 exons.